This is a messenger RNA of Neopsephotus bourkii (Bourke's parrot), 940 nucleotides long. RefSeq names its product chromodomain Y-like protein 2. The coding region runs from base 65 to 913 and encodes 282 amino acids. Gene Ontology annotation, molecular function: transcription corepressor activity. The record is from RefSeq and is a predicted model, not a curated record. Gene Ontology annotation, cellular component: nucleus. NCBI's taxonomy places the organism in Eukaryota, Metazoa, Chordata, Aves, Psittaciformes, Psittacidae. The transcript has 3 exons.
GAGAGCGAGUGGGAGAGCGGUGGAGACGGAAACGGCGCAAAGGAACCAAGUUCCGAAACCCAGCAUGGCUUCAGGGAACCUUUAUGAGGUAGAGAGGAUUGUAGACAAAAGGAAGAACAAGAAGGGCAAAUGGGAGUAUCUCAUCAGGUGGAAAGGCUACAGAAGCAAUGAAGACACCUGGGAACCUGAACAUCAUCUACUACAUUGUGAGGAAUUUAUUGAUGAGUUCAAUGUACUACAUGUUACUAGAGAAAAGCGAUCAAGACAUGGGAAACAGGGCAGCACUCAAAAAUUUUUACAGGAAAGCCGAGGGUCAUCUCUUGAGAAAAUAUCACAUAGACCUUCUGAAACUGGGAAGUCUAAAGGGUCAACACACAAAAGGAAGAGAAUUAAUCCAUCUCUUCAAAAACAGAAAAGAGGAUACACAGCAAAGCCAGCAUCUGCUAAUGACAGGGCUGCUAAUACUGUGACUUACCGAACUACUCCCAGUGGUUUACAGAUUAUGCCACUGAAAAAGUCAUAUAAUGGUCUGCAGAAUGGAGAUGGCAGUCAUGAAAAGGAUUCUAGACAUUUCGGGAAUGUCUCACAACAGCACAAUGUGGAUUUAAAUGAUCAUGAAGGAGAACAAAAUUUGCCCAGCAUGUUGGAAGUUAGUAACAAUUCACCUGUUGUGAAUGGAAUUGGUUCUUCUGUGGCCAAUGGAAGCUUGAAUCUGCAUAGCACUGUGAAAAGGAAACUAGACAGGGAGAAAGAUUAUGUCUUUGAUAAGAGACUAAGAUACAGCAUGCGUCAAAACGAAAGUAACUGCCGGUUCCGGGACAUUGUAGUCCGGAAAGAAGAUGGUUUCACACAUAUUUUGCUGUCGAGUCAGAUGUCAGAUAACAAUGCACUGACCCCAGAGGUAAGCAAGUAGCCAUAAAAGCCAAAGAAAGCCAUCCUA